CAAUAUUUGGAGACCUGGAGGGUUUUACUCAGAAGACAAGGGUAUUUUGACUUCAGUUUCAGACCCCUCCCCUCCUAUCUCUCUCUCUCUCUCGCUCUCCCCUCAGGAAAAAAACUGGCAAAACCCUUUCUUUUUUACUCAAAAAAAAAGACAGGGUUUAUAGACUUCAGUUUCCAACCCCUCUCCUCUUUCUCUCUCUCUGAGCCCAGAAAAAACCUGGUGAAACCCUUUUUUAAAUUUUAUCUUCACAAAGAUAGAUUGUCAAAACGGCUGCUUGUGUCGGUAACCCUUGCAGAAAGCUGGGGAGAGGAGUUUUGCAGGCCAUGGCAUUAGGAGGGAUUUCCACUCAAACCAGCCACCACUGUAAACACUAUCCCCCUCUGUUCUGGUUAUCCACUUCACGUCCUGGGCCUUCUUCCAUGGGUUCUCAUUCUUCUUUCUCCCUUUGGGUUGCCUCAAGAAAAGCCCUCUACAGGGACUGCAGUUGCAGACUCCCCAUUGCCAAUGGAACAUUUUCUAGUAUUAGUGGUUUUAGUAGUUCCCUUAAGGUUAAACAAAGUUCAAGUUGUAACAUCAUGUCAUCUAGUGGGAAGUAUAGGCAUUAUCCUACGGACAGCUCUUGGAAGCUUGAAGUACUUUCAGGGGCAGGGAAUCCUUGUGCUCGGAUGGUUCCUAACCUUUCAGGUUACAUUACUUCUGACAGAGAACCCGUCUCUUGUAGCCCACAACUGACAAAGGAAGAAAAUGACAUCAUGUCAUCUAGUGGGGAGUAUAGGCAUUAUCCUAUGGACAGCUCUUGGAAGCUUGAAGUACUUUCAGGGGCAGGGAAUUCUUGCGUUCGGAUGGUUCCUAACCUUUCAGGUCACAUUACUUCUGACAGAGAACCCGACCCACAACUGAUGGAGCAAGAAAACAAACAAAUUCUAGAAGAUAAGGCAGCCAGACUGUGGAUUGAAGAAGCAGAUAGACUAGUGAAAGAAAAAUAUGAACUAAGGGACAGCAACACACCAGUUUUUGUUCAUAGCAAUUAUAAUCCUGUGGGUUUUGGAAUUCCACGUGUAGAAGCUACUGCAAACAGUGGGCAGUAUGGCCUUACAGAUAUGCAGGAUGGCAGUGACCAUUUGCUUUCUAAAGACCUUAUGGAGGCCUCUAUGGUUAGUGGCAAUAGCAGCAGAGAAGGGGCUUUAAGAAGCUCAUUGGGCCAAGGGUACAUGCAUAGUCAAGCCCAUACAUCAGGUGCAUGUAGUGUGAAGAACGAAGGAAACACAAGCUUGAUCGAGAAGGGUCCUAUUGUUCAAUCUGAAGGUAUUGAGUAUAAUGGGUCAGGAGGGCUAUCAAAGGAAAGGGAGGAAAAAACUUCCAAACCCCUUAGUGGCAGCUCCAUUGAUAAACCAGAAGGUUUUGACCAGUUCCAUGUCCGCGAGAGGCUUGUUCGUAUUUAUGAGAAGGUUCUUGUGGUUGAUAAUAUCUCCAUGGCAAGGGAGACUGUCAGGAUGCUUACAAACCAAUACAGGCAUCGUGUUUAUGCAUGUGAUACAGAGGUGGCCAAGAUUGAUGUGAAGCAGGAAACUCCUGUUGAUCAUGGAGAAAUGAUAUGCUUCAGCAUUUAUUCUGGACCAGAAGUAAAUUUUGGUAAUGGCAAAUCUUGCAUAUGGGUAGAUCUUCUUGCUGAGUGUGGCAAGACUAUUUUAGCCGAAUUUGCUCCAUUUUUUGAAGAUACCUCCAUUAAAAAGGUUUGGCACAACUAUAGCUUUGAUAACCACAUUAUAGAAAACUAUGGGUUUAAAGUUUCCGGUUUUCAUGCCGACACAAUGCAUAUGGCUCGGUUGUGGGAUUCUUCCAGACAAACGGAGGGUGGGUAUUCUCUAGAAGCGCUUUCAGGUGACCCAAGGGUGUGCCAUGAUGAGAAUUUGAUAGGUAAAGUAUCAAUGAAAACCAUUUUUGGCAGGGGAAAGGUGAAGAAAGAUGGCUCUAAUGGCAAAAUUAUAACCAUCCCUCCUGUUGAAGAGCUUCAAAGAGAAGACCGUAAAUUAUGGAUUUGUUAUUCUGCCUUAGAUUCAAUAAGCACGCUAAAUCUCUACGAGAGCUUGAAAAGAAAACUAUCGGGGAUGGAAUGGAAAGUUGAUGGAUGCAUAGAAGGAACAAUGCUUGAUUUUUAUGAGAAAUACUGGCAGCCAUUUGGUGAGCUUCUUGUGACAAUGGAAACUGAAGGGAUGCUGGUUGAUCGAGCCUAUCUUGCUGAGGUAGAGAAAGUGGCUAGAGCAGAGCAGCAGGUUGCUGCUAAUAGAUUUCGCAACUGGGCAUCAAAGUACUGCCCUGAUGCUAAGUACAUGAAUGUGGGAAGCGAUACACAGUUGCGCCUGCUCCUUUUUGGCGGAACCUUGAACAGUAAGGAUCAAAACGAGAGCCUUCCCUUGGAGAAGGAUUUUAAGGUUCCUAACAUUGAGAAAGUGAUUGAAGAAGGCAAGAAGACUCCCACAAAAUUUCGCAAUAUUAAGCUGUGCAGACUUGAAUCGAAAUUAGAACCUGAGAUGUACACUGCAAGUGGAUGGCCCUCUGUUUGUGGAGAUGCUUUGAAGACCCUUGCUGGGAAGGUUUCUGCUGAAUUUGACUUCACAGAUGAAGCACAGGUAUUGGAGACGAAGGAAGGAGUAAGUGAGGACAAAGAAUCUGCGUAUGGAACUGCUUAUGCAGCAUUUGGAGGUGGGCUGAAGGGGAAGGAGGCGUGCCAUGCCAUUGCUGCUUUGUGUGAAGUUUGCUCUAUAGACUCACUGAUAUCCAACUUCAUCCUCCCCUUGCAGGGCAGUCAUAUAUCAGGCAAGAAUGGGCGCAUUCAUGGUUCUCUUAACAUCAACACAGAAACUGGCCGCUUAUCAGCUCGGAGGCCUAGUUUGCAGAAUCAGCCUGCUUUAGAGAAAGAUCGCUACAAAAUCCGCCAGGCAUUUGUCGCUGCACCAGGAAACUCCCUUAUUGUUGCUGAUUACGGACAGCUGGAACUUAGGAUCCUUGCACAUCUUGCCAAUUGUAAGAGUAUGUUGGAUGCCUUCAAAGCUGGCGGAGACUUCCAUUCAAGGACUGCAAUGAACAUGUAUCCACACAUUUGUGAAGCUGUUGAACAAAAAAGCGUGCUUCUUGAGUGGCAUCCUCAACCUGGUGAGGAUAAGCCUCCAGUUCCUCUAUUGAAGGAUGCUUUUGCUUCUGAAAGAAGGAAAGCAAAGAUGCUCAACUUUUCCAUUGCAUAUGGGAAAACACCAGUGGGGCUUUCCCGAGAUUGGAAGGUUUCUGUGAAAGAAGCAAAAGAAACAGUUGCUCGCUGGUACAAUGAGAGAAAAGAAGUGCGGAAUUGGCAGGACGAACGUAAGAAGGAAGCAUGCAGCAAAAAAAGGUGUGUUCAUACAUUGCUAGGACGGGCCCGUUUGUUUCCUUCAGUGGACCGAGUUACCUCCUCUCAAAGAGGUCACAUUGAACGCGCCGCUAUCAACACACCUGUGCAGGGUAGUGCUGCCGAUGUUGCCAUGUGCGCGAUGUUAGAAAUAUUGAAGAAUUUGCGUUUGAAGGAGCUUGGAUGGAGGCUGCUUUUACAGGUCCACGAUGAAGUAAUCCUCGAAGGACCGACAGAGUCGGCAGAGGAAGCCAAGGCCAUAGUUGUUGAGUGCAUGUCCAAACCAUUUGAUGGAAAGAACAUCCUCAGGGUUGACCUCUCCGUCGAUGCCAAAUGUGCUCAAAACUGGUAUUCUGCCAAGUAAAAACAGUUUGCCAGAACGUAGUGAUUUGUCCCCAUCCCCAGCGGCCAAAUGCCAAGCACCCCACUGUUACUGUGCCUAUGGCUGUGCAAUGACUACAUCCAACUCAUUAUGAGGUAUUUCAACGGCAAAGUCGAUUGUUUAUAUUUCAUGCUGAGCUGGGACUUUUUGAAAGAGCUCAUUGAUCUGCCCAUCUUGAUUCGGCUGGGAACUCGUUAAGUAGCGUAGUGUUUGGUGAUUUGGUGAUCUCUAUCUGUAACUCUUCUGAAAUUGCGAUACCUUGCAAUGUUAUCUGCCGUGUAUAGAAAAUUGUUUGUAUCUUUUUUUGUAAUUUCUGUGAUGUAUGUGGAAUCGUUUUUUUCGCAAGUUGUGAAAGCUUGAUCAUUUUGGGAUUAUGGGGAUUUCAUUUCCUCUAAA
Rhododendron vialii is the source of this 4160-nucleotide messenger RNA. Its product is annotated as DNA polymerase I A, chloroplastic/mitochondrial-like. The transcript is spliced from 12 exons. The coding region runs from base 324 to 3746 and encodes 1140 amino acids. Gene Ontology annotation, molecular function: DNA binding; 3'-5' exonuclease activity; DNA-directed DNA polymerase activity. NCBI's taxonomy places the organism in Eukaryota, Viridiplantae, Streptophyta, Magnoliopsida, Ericales, Ericaceae. Gene Ontology annotation, biological process: DNA-templated DNA replication; double-strand break repair. The record is from RefSeq and is a predicted model, not a curated record.